CUCCACUCUGGCACUGCUGGACUUGUCCAUGAACCAACUUCCAGAGUCGAUGGGGAAACUGUUGCAGCUGACGAAUCUGAAGCUGAGAGACAACAAUCUCACCGGUCGGGUUCCGCACGGUCCCCAAAUGGACAGGAUGAACGACCUGGAUUCUUACGCGAGAAAUGUCGAUGGGCUGUGCGGGCGCAAAUUCGUGUGCCCUGCAUCGAGCCGGUGACGCCGGAGGAGGCGGCAUCGACUCCCAGAGACGGAAUCGAGAGCGAGGAGGGACUCGUAUGGUUUUCUUGGAUGACGGCCGGAAUCGGGUACCCGGCUGGAUUUGUGACGACGGUCCUUGAGAUGUAUGGGUUUGGUUACUUCCACCAUCCGAUGUGGCGGCGGUGACGGAUGAGGAGCCGUGCCGCCAUCAAGUUCUGACUAGGGUGCGCAACCGUGCAAGAGCGGAGACCUAAUUAUCGGAGGUUGUGUUGAAGUAUUCAACAUUUAGCAUGUUAACAACUGAUGUUUCGAUUAUGAAAUCUUGACCAAAGUUCUCUAUGGAGGUGUAUAAUGUCAAGAUGAAGCAAAGCGAGGCCAACGUUGAGGAAGGAGCGACGGCGGAGACGAUCGCGUCAUGGUCACGGUGGCGUAGAUGGCGGAGGGGGACCGGCCCCGUGGAAAAAAGUAAACUAGACUGAAAGGAGUGGGAGUGUCGUUCUGGACUUCUGGUACUAAAUUGACCGCCAUCGGUGUUGCCGCCGCCGCCGUAGUCGUCGUGCGAGUGAGCGCCAGACGCCGCUAAGGCUCCAUAUUGGCACCUCUCUCUCUUUCCGCUUUCAAAGUUCCUCCGACUUUCAUUGAACUGAAAAAGGCCAUUGCUUUUACAGUUCCAGAGAGUGUUCGCAGAUCCUCAAAUGCGGCGUACAUUGAUGUCGCUUCCCAGCCGUCUGCUGGCGUCCGCGCGGCAGUUCUCUACCAACUCCGACAAAAUUGUAGCCUCCGUCCUCUUCGAGAGGCUGCCCGUCGUCGUUCCCAAAAUCGAUCCGGUGGUUUACGCUUUCCAGGAGUUCUCGUUUCGGUGGCAGCAGCAGUAUUCCCGCAGAUAUCCGGAUGAGUUCUUGAACAAAUCCAACUCCAGGGCGCAAGGUGAAUACCAAAUGGAGUAUGUACCAGCCCCAAGGAUCACAGAAGCUGACAAAGCAAAUGAUAGAAAGUCACUGAACAGGGCAUUGGAUAGAAGGCUUUACCUUCUUCUGUAUGGAAAGUUGCAUGGAUCUUCUGAUGACAACCCCGUCUGGCAGUUCCCACAGAAGGUGUAUGACUCCGAAGAUACAUUACGCAAGUGUGCUGAGACUGCAUUACAGUCUGUGUUAGGGGACCUCUCCCACACUUAUUUUGUGGGCAAUGCUCCUAUGGGUCACUUGGUGGUUCAGCCUGCAGAAAAGGCACCGGACCUCGGUUACAAGCAAUUCUUUUUCAAGUCCCAGGUGAUUGCGACCAACAAGUUCAAAAUCAGCAAGUGUCAGGAUUUUGUGUGGGUGACCAAGGAUGAACUGCUAGAGUUUUUCCCAGAGCAUGCUGAAUUCUUCAACAAGAUGAUUAUCAGCUAAUUCCAGUGGAUGGAUGCACCACCCGGCUUUUUAUAAUUAGAAGAAGCUCUCUUUAUUCUCAGGAAUAAUCUGGCAAGGUCUUGUAGUGAUGCGGCCUGAUUCCCUUUUUUCUUGUUUUCGGAAUAGAGAAUAGGCUCUGCUGAAACUUUGGCCUCAGCUUACUAAUGUUUGAUUCUGAAGAUUAAACCUUACUUGGAAGAAUUCUAGAGCAUUUGAUGCCCUCUUAUUCUCUAAUUCAGCAAACUGAAAAUUCAAAGGAGCGUUUGGAAGCAUGUAUUAUGCCCACUAAUUUUCAGAAUCCGUGCGUUUAUUACUUUUUUAUAUAGCAUUUCUUUUCUUUUCAA
Messenger RNA from Linum tenue, 1933 nucleotides. The record is from the annotation of a GenBank genome assembly. NCBI's taxonomy places the organism in Eukaryota, Viridiplantae, Streptophyta, Magnoliopsida, Malpighiales, Linaceae.